CUCCACCAUCCUCUCAUUCUCUCGUCUCCUCUCCCUCGUCAUCCUUCUCUUCCACACGCACAACUCGUUCAGCUGCAUGCACAGAGUGUUGUCACUUCCUCCCGUUCCUUGCGCAACCUCCAACACCGCGCGCCGACCCUGUCUGUACCUCCGCGGCCCCGGCAUCCCGCCCGUUUGAUCGACACUUGACUCGUGCGCGCUGUCUUGAACCACGUUUCCCCGUCUUGGAGCGCACUUUGGAAUACCACAGCACACCCACCCCACCGCUCGCGCUCUUGGGGCAAUGGAUGAAGCACAGCUGUCGCAGGACAGCUUGUCCAGCUUGAAUGCGGCGGAGAUUGAGCAGCCCGUCACACCAAACCCUCCACAUGCAACCCUGCCCGAGAGCAGCACGGCAGCCGUCGCGAAACUCCAAGCCGGACGAAUCGACAAUGCCACCCAACAUAUGACUCCCCCGCCGUCUACCCAGCUUCCCUCCUCCUCCCAGCGCGGCAAGGCUCGCACCCCGACCCCGCCAAUCUCACACAUCUCCACCCCGCCGCCCACCAACGAAAUGCCCACUCAGUCGCAACCCUCUCGCGUCCGAGCUGGCUUUGCAGACACGAUGACCCCCGACCAGAUCGCCGCUGCAUCACCGGAAGAACUGCGUACCAAAGUCACCGACCUGCAAGCCUCGUUACAAGAAGCGAAGAUGAGCGCGGCGCAUCACAAGCUGCAAUACCAGAUGCUGUCGCAGGAAAGCGCCGCCGCCAUCGAGCGCAUGGCCGUCGAGGCUCGCAUGUCGCAAUACGAAAACGAAGUGAUUCACUUGGCCGAGCAAGCAAAGGCCGCCGCCACCCCCGUCCAGCCUUCCGCGUUCGUCGAGGGCAUGAUUCCCGUCCAGAAAGACCUCUACCAGCGAAUGUGCGGCGAGAUCCAACAACUGACGGCAGAGCGCAACUACCUUGCAGACGAGCAAGCGCAGAACGAGAAGGUCAUCAUGCGCCAGGACUUUGAGAUCGCCAGUCUGACCGACAAGGUGACGCUGAUGCGUGAGCGCAUUCAAGAACACCGUCAACAUAUGCAGCGACACCGUAGAGCGCAGCAGCCUUCUUCCCGAGUGGACAGCACGCCGCGCUCAACAUACAAUGAUCCCCUGCGCAGUGGUGUCAGCAGCCAAGAGCAACCACAGCCUUUCGCCGCUCUUUUGCAAGCCUCCGAGAUGGCGAGCCAAGAAGCCCACCGACCCAGCGACACAAAGAAAGGCCAUGCCAGGAACACCCACAGCAUGUCCAGUCUACCCGCGACCCCAAGCCACUCGCAGAAGCGACAGCAUUCAUCGCUCUACUACACUCCACACGGUCGGCAAUCAGAGCUCAAAGUUCCGUCGACCGCGCCCUUGCCUCGAACCAGCGCGAUGCGCACCCCAGAUGUCUACUCUCAGAACUCUCUCCCGAUUCCGUACUCACAAGGCCCCCCAUCCGACGGCACCGUCUCCGCACCCGAGGACGACGACGAUGACAGCGAGGCCGAGACGGAGAUCAUCGAGCAGGACGAAGUUUCAGAAUCUCAGGCUUCGCGCGCGGCCUCGCAGAUGCUGCGAUCGAGUCGAGAGCAUCCACAGCCAACGCGCGGGAGUUUCACGGGCAGUGGUGUGCUGCAGAGAGGAAGCAGCGGAGGGGACAAGCUGAAGCAGACGAAGCUUUUUGGGCAAGUGAGGAAAGCUUCCGCAAGCCGUGAUGAUGAGAGACCGUCGAAGAGGGCACGGGUUGGUCAGCCGGUGGGAUUGGGCAUUGUUGGGGUGAGGGAUUGAGAGCUUCGGUUUGCUUGAUAUCAAUGUGAGCACACUCCGACAGGUUUUGCUGACGGAUGAAUGAACGCCAUCUUGGUGGGCGGGUAUGAGCGACAGCUUUGGUCCUCACCGUCGAUAUUAUUACCCCGGGUGAGUCGGUAGCAGACCAUCCACCACCCUUUAUCAAUAUCACUUCAAACGCACACCCUCAC
Molecule: messenger RNA, 1983 nt
Organism: Neohortaea acidophila
Lineage: Eukaryota; Fungi; Ascomycota; Dothideomycetes; Mycosphaerellales; Teratosphaeriaceae
Exons: 1
Coding region: 284-1792 (502 amino acids)
Source: RefSeq, a predicted model, not a curated record